This is a messenger RNA of Linum trigynum, 507 nucleotides long. The record is from the annotation of a GenBank genome assembly. NCBI's taxonomy places the organism in Eukaryota, Viridiplantae, Streptophyta, Magnoliopsida, Malpighiales, Linaceae.
AUGGGCCAGCAUGUGACCAUGCAACGUACUGUUGUGGCUGUGACGAGUGGGAAUGGUAGGUUCCAAGCGUUGAGUGAAAAAGAAACGCUGGCGCCGGCAAGCCAGGAGAUGAGUGCGAUGGACCCAAAGGUGACUAGUGGCUCCCAGAACAAUGUGGUAGUUAAUGCUCCCAUGAAUGUCGGGACGGAGAGGACGGUGACCGUUCAUGACACAAUCAAGCGCAAGGAAGGCUUGAUGGACGUGACGAUUGCACAAAUGGAGGAAGCCGUGGUCUUUACGACCCAGAAGCCCCUUGAAGAGAAGCGACCUGCCCAAAUGAAAGCCAUGAACGCCCAAAAAGUAACCAUGGGGCAGCAGGUGAGUGGCCAGAAGAAGGGUGCUACUCUGCCGAAAUCAAAGCAGGUGGUAGAUUUGGGGGCCAAAACUAAUAAGAAGCCACCACCAUACUCCGACUGGGGAUGGGAGAGCUGGCACGCAUGGCGGGGGCUCGCCGUCUGCGGGAACUAG